Molecule: messenger RNA, 1023 nt
Organism: Scomber japonicus (chub mackerel)
Lineage: Eukaryota; Metazoa; Chordata; Actinopteri; Scombriformes; Scombridae
Gene: mos
Product: v-mos Moloney murine sarcoma viral oncogene homolog
Exons: 1
Coding region: 1-1023 (340 amino acids)
Biological process (GO): protein phosphorylation; negative regulation of metaphase/anaphase transition of meiotic cell cycle; positive regulation of MAPK cascade
Cellular component (GO): cytoplasm
Molecular function (GO): protein kinase activity; ATP binding
Source: RefSeq, a predicted model, not a curated record
AUGCCUUCUCCAAUCCCACCGACCCGCCUGCUACCCAAACACAUCUACCCCACUGUGGACAUCGGGACGUGCAGCAGCCCGCUGACCAAACAUCCUCACAGCUCUACUCUACAGGUGCCUGCUCAGCGGCUCCACGGCAGAGUGACCAGCCGGCUCUGGUCCUCAGUCAUCUACUGGAAGGAGCUGCAGUCCGUACAGCCUGCGGGCUCUGGAGGCUUCGGCUCGGUCUACAAAGCGAAGUACCUCGGUGAGACCGUCGCGCUGAAGAAAGUGAAGAAGUGCGUAAAGAACCAGCUGGCUUCACGGCAGAGCUUCUGGGCCGAGCUCAAUGCUGCACACCUGCGCCACAAAAACAUCGUGCGCGUCAUCGCGGCGACCACCUGCGUACCUGCGGGGUUUGGAGAUGAAAGCUGCAUAGGAACCAUACUGAUGGAGUUUGUAGGGAGCAAAGAUCUGCAGCAAACUAUUUACGGAUGUGCAGAACCAUUGGAGGCGGACAGGUGGCUCAGGUACUCCUCAGACAUUGUUCAUGGAAUGCGGUUCCUUCACUCUCACAGUAUUGUGCAUCUUGACAUUAAACCAGCCAACGUGUUGGUUUCCAGUGAUGACGUCUGCAAAAUCGUCGAUUUCGGCUGUUCUCUGAAACUGGACCGUGGGUGCGAGGUGACUCCUGUCAGUCCCUAUCUGAGCCACGUAGGCGGCACGUACACGCACAGAGCCCCGGAGAUGCUGAAGGGAGAAGGAGUGUCUGCUAAAGCGGAUAUCUUCUCCUUUGGGAUCACUCUGUGGCAGCUGAUUACUAGAGAGCAGCCAUACACCGGCGACAGGCAGCACGUGCUUUACGCGGUUGUGGCGCAAAAUCUGCGGCCGUCGGUUGAGGGCCGAGCGGUGUUCCAGUCUGAGCAGGGCCGGCUGUGCAGCACUCUGCUGAGCCUGUGCUGGAGUGGAGAGCCCCGCUGCAGACCCAGCGCCCAGGAGCUGCUGCCUCACCUGGAGCAGCUGCGCGCUCACAUACAUGAGUGA